CCACAUUCAUCAAUCAUGUCCAAUGUGACUUACACCUCACAAGACCCCUUUUACUUCAUUCUCACGGGCAUCCCUGGAUUUGAAGCCUCCCACAUCUGGAUCUCCAUUCCUUUCUGCUUCCUCUACACCUUCUCCAUCAUGGGCAACACCACCAUCCUCACUGUCAUCUGCAAAGAACCGUCUCUCCACCAGCCCAUGCAUCUAUUUCUCUCCAUGCUGGCCCUAAAUGACCUGGGUCUCACCCUCACUACCCUGCCCACAGUCAUGCAGCUCCUCUGGUUCAACAUGUGUAAGAUCAGCUUUGAGGCCUGUUUUGCUCAGUUGUUCUUUCUUCAUGGAUUUUCCAUUAUGGAAUCUUCUGUCCUUCUGGCCAUGUCCUUUGACCGCUAUGUGGCCAUCUGCCGUCCCCUCUAUUAUGCCGCCAUCCUCACCAAUAAAAUAAUUGGUAGAAUUGGGUUAGCCAUCAUUUGCCGCAGCAUUCUGGCUGUUCUUCCUUCCCUUUUUCUACUCAAGCGCCUGCCCUUCUGCCAUUCUCACCAUCUCUCUCAUUCCUUCUGCCUCCACCAGGACCUGAUCCGCCUGGUCUGUGCUGACAUCCGGGUCAACAGUUGGUACGCAUUUGCCCUGGUCUUGCUUAUUGUCACAAUGGAUCCUCUGCUUAUUGUGCUUUCCUAUACACUCAUUCUGAAAAACAUUUUGGGCACAACCAAUUGGACUGAGCGACUCCGCGCCUUCAAUAACUGUCUGUCUCACAUUUUGGCUGUUCUGGUCCUCUAUGUCCCCAUGAUUGGUGUAUCUAUGACUCACCGCUUUGCCAAGCAUGCCUCUCCAUUGGUUCAUGCUAUCAUGGCCAACAUCUACCUAUUGGCUCCUCCUGUGAUGAAUCCCAUCAUUUAUAGUGUAAAGACCAAGCAGAUCCGCCAGGGAAUCUUGCAUCUCCUUUUCCCCCAAAAUAUGCAUUCAAAAUGA
Molecule: messenger RNA, 969 nt
Organism: Carlito syrichta (Philippine tarsier)
Lineage: Eukaryota; Metazoa; Chordata; Mammalia; Primates; Tarsiidae
Product: olfactory receptor 51Q1
Exons: 1
Coding region: 16-969 (317 amino acids)
Biological process (GO): G protein-coupled receptor signaling pathway
Cellular component (GO): membrane
Molecular function (GO): olfactory receptor activity; G protein-coupled receptor activity
Source: RefSeq, a predicted model, not a curated record